This is a messenger RNA of Drosophila nasuta, 6902 nucleotides long. RefSeq names its product MAGUK family member discs large 5 (gene Dlg5). NCBI's taxonomy places the organism in Eukaryota, Metazoa, Arthropoda, Insecta, Diptera, Drosophilidae. Gene Ontology annotation, molecular function: protein binding. The record is from RefSeq and is a predicted model, not a curated record. Gene Ontology annotation, cellular component: plasma membrane. Gene Ontology annotation, biological process: negative regulation of hippo signaling.
UUCGUUUCUAGUUUCGGUCGCUCUUCAGCGAAAAUUUGUAUUAUUUAUAUCUAAUUUGUUUUCUAAAAAGUUUAAUUUAUUAUGUUCAUGCAUAUGGUUAAAGGAAGCGCAAUUCUAAGAUGCUUACAUACGUAAACAGCGCUAAAGUUAUAGUGCGCUACGUAACAAAUAUCUUCGACGGUGCCGAAGAUCCGAUCUCCACAUAAAAGUAUUGAAAUGAACGUAGAGUGAAAAAUAAAGCAGUGACGUUUGCAGGUCUAGACGACUCUGGAGGUUGUUUUUUUUUUUGUGUGUGUUUGUUUUAUUAACCUUCUAUCGUAUGCUGUAUUAUCGUAAAAAGAUGUUGUGAUGGCGAAAAUGGCAUCUGGUGACCUUUCGUUGACCAGCACAAGCAGUCAAGAGGAAGAAAGUUCAGAGUAUGUGGGCUAUGAUAGCACACUUCGACCGCCAUCGAACUCCAGUGGCAGCACAACGACGGCUAAUAUGGCCAAUAACAAUGGGCCCACAAAAGUGGUCAGUGGCAGCGUUGGAGGCGUUGUCGGUGUUGGAAGCGGUGGUGGCAGUGCCAAAAAAUAUGAUCUGCUUCAGUCGCAAUACGAGUCAGCGAGGCUGGAGUUGACUACACUUAGGCUUCGACAUUCGAAUUCGGAGCGGCGAUGCGAUGAGUUGGAAACACAGUUAAAUCUCUACCAGGAACAUUAUAUGGCCGAUCGUAACAAGUACACAGAUAUUGUAGCAGAGAGCGAGCAUCUAAAACGCAAGCUAAUGCUACUGGAGAGCCAAAAUCAGAACAAUGGCAAUCCUUCAGCUCCCCAAUCUUCGGCAGCGGGUGGCAAUUCAUUCUACUAUGGAAAGAUGCAGACACCGUGCGAUGGAACCUGCAGUGCAAGCGAAAAGGUAGUGGAGCUGAAGAAAGAGCGUAAUCUGAUAGCCAUGGAGAGAGAGAAAUACAAGAAAUCUUACAUUGAGCUGGAGAAAGAGCGUAAUUUCUAUCGGGAACGUGGAGAUGAGAAUCAAACAUUAAAAAUGUUGCUAUCAAAGGAGACGAAACAUGUGGUGUCCCUCAAUGAGGAACUGAAUCAAUUGCUGUCCGAAAAGGACAAUGUGCUGCAGGAACAUCAAAAGAUGUCCGAUGAUUUAGCGCUGGCCAACAAAGAAAUUGAGAGUCUCAAAAAGGAGGAGCUCAUCUAUAAGAACGAGUUGAAAUCACUGCAAUUGGCCAAUGCAGAGCACAAAAAGCGUGAUUUACUAAAAUCGCGUGAGAGCAGUUGGUCAAAAGAGUUUAACAACGAUAGCAAGGAGGAACUAGAGAAGAUGCGUAAGAGCCUCGACAAGGCUCAGUCAGAGGUUGAGCGUGCUCUUCAAGAUGCCGAGGAGGCGAAACGAGUUCGCGACUGGGCGAUUUCACAGCGUGAAAAAAUCGUACAAGAGCGCGACUCGGUGAAGACGCUCUGUGAUAAUUUGCGCAAGGAACGCGACAAGGCAAUCUCUGAUCUGCUAAUGGCCAUUCGGGACAGCGAGAAAAUCAAAAAGCAAAAAGAUGAGGCACAGAAGAAGAUCGAUGCCCUUAAGGAACAGUUGGAGAGCCAAACUAUAACAACAACAGCCACGCCCACAGACAUUGCUUCGCGUCGCAGCUUCCGCCUUAGCAGCUACGAAAGCGGCGAGGAUCUUUUGGAGAUUGAGCUUUGCAAUUAUCAUGAUGUUGAUCUUGGCAUUAUAUUAGACGAUAGUAACAAACGGCAACUGGUCUGUGGUGUCACCAAUAGCUCGCCAGCAUUUGGCAAGCUGAAGAUCAAUGAUGUCAUUUGCAAAGUGAAUAAUCUCGACUGUCUCGGCGUCUCGAAACGCAUGGUCCUCGAUGAGAUACGGGCGUGUGCGCCACGCUGCCUGCUGCUUGUCUCAAGGACUCAUCAAAGCAAACGUCACUCGUAUGCGGUGCAGCUGAAGACAAACAACCGAGAUGCUAUUGGCUUACAGCUGGACAUGGGCGUGUUUAUAGCUAAGAUAGAACCCAACACGUUGGCCUUUUAUGAGCCCGAACUGGACGUGGGAGAUCGUGUGCUAAGCAUCAAUAAUAAGUCCAUGGAUUCGCUACAGUCCAUCGAUGAGGUCACACAGUUGCUUAAAAGCGAAACGGUCAAUAUAUUUGCCCUCAAGUAUGUGGCUGAACAGCAGCCGGACUCGCAUUGCCGCAUGACGAGCUCAUCAGCGCAGACGGACAGUUCCAUUGACUCCAUGCAACAGCUGAACAACAGCACAGGUAUUGCUCCUGGUGGCAGCGGGAGUGGUGGAGGCGGAAAUAGUAGCGCCGCCAAGCAUCCGUCGAAGUUUGCUGACUUUUUGCGCAAGCUGAAAUUCAGUAAGCCGGGCACAGCCGAUGAUAGCUUUGAGCAGGAGCACGAUGUAGCCAUUGCAGCUUUGGACUCGGUACUCAGCGAGAACAGCUCUGAGAAGAGCAAGGAGAAUCUCUUUAAGCGCCAUAAGCGCGUAAAAAAGGUGAAAAAAGAGGCCAAGAGCAUGGGCACAUGGCCACGAACCAAUAUUUCUCACGACAAUCCAACUGGCACUAUUGUGCAGCGUGGCGGCGAAAAGAAACGUGCACUCAUGUCCCUCUUCACCGCCGGCCCUAUUAAUGUAGAUAAGGAUGAUGAUGUCGAGGCCGAUCCCGUGGAAUCGAAGCCGCAAUUGCAAUUACAAGAGUUGCCACCACCGCCACUGCCACCGCAGCUGACGAAACCGCGCAACCUGAAUGGCAACGCCAUCAAGACACAUCCAAAUCGCAACUCCAAUCCUGUCGGGAAUGUGGUCUCCUCUGUCGUCUUUCAGCCUGGUGUAGGAGUCACAUAUCCGCGACAUUCGCUCUACGCCAGCGUACCCACGCCUCCCGAGGAGAAACAGCAGCAGCAACUACUCUUGCAACGACCCGCUCCAAUGAUGGGUGCCAAUGCGCGUGUGAAGCCUCAUGCACAGGAGCUCGGCACGUUUCCAUAAUCCACAUCGCUUCUCUCACUGAAUAUUCCGCCCAGUGGCGGGGAUUUUUAUCAACCGAAGACGAGUGGACAGCAGGCAGAGCGACAGGUGGUCGCAGCAGUGGCCGCUGGAGAGUUUCCAUCACGUAAGCAGCAAAUGUUCGAUAUGUUCCAACAGCCAACACCGCCGUUGCCUCUGCUAAGGGGAAUGCCAUGUUUAUGCCGCUGCAACCCCCCGCCACGAGUAUCUGGUGGUAAUAGUUCGGCAGGAUCUGGUUCCGGAGGAGGAACUGUGGACGUCGUAUCCUUAAAGUCGCAGAACUCUAUUGAAUCAAUGCUGUCGGCAAAGAGUCCGCCCAUUAGUGAGUGCAAUGUUUAUCCGAAGCGAGCAGUGCCACCAAUGCCGCCUAAGCAUGUGCCCAAAUAUCCCAGUGACAGCGAGAGCAUUGGCUCGGGCAUUCUGGUAACAUCCGGUCACAAUUAUCUACCGCCUCAUCAGGCUUACAUGGCAAUUGCCGGCAAUAGGCACACGCAGCUUUUUCCCAGCUUUCCGCCCAGCAGUCAUGGUCGUUAUAUGCGACGGUCGAGUCCAUUGACAUUGUCUUCGCCGCCGCCGCCCGCACCGAUGACGACAAUGACAACGCAGGCAACACCACCUACUCAGAUGGAAAGCAAUAGCAAUAGCAGCACCAUUGGAAUUCCUACUGAUUUGGAUUUUGUCCCCGGGCAGCAGUCGCAGCAACAGCAUCAACUUACACAUCCCCAUCCGCAUCCCCAUCCACAUGCUCAUCAACAGCAUAUGCAGCAUCCUCCUUACAUUGAUUAUAGCCAACAGCCGUCACUGCAUUAUCCGUACAGCCUGGCUAGUGUAUCUUCCGGUCCUGGCAACGGUAUCAUCUACGAGGGUGGUACUUUUCCGCGCAAGAAAGACAAUCAAAGGGUUCGCAUUCCGUCCAAUCCCAGCGUGGCGAGCAAUCGUCAGAACAGCAGCAGUCUGGUGAAGAACAGUUCUGGCUCCAUUGAUCAUCAUUAUGGCAACGCAACGGGUAGCAACUCUAGCCACAGUGGAGCACCAGUUUCUCUCAUGAACUCUGUUCACCACACGGGCUAUAUACCGAACGUGAGCAGUGUUAAUGGUGGGGGAGGAGGAGGAGGAGGUGGUGGCAGUGGAAGGGGAUCUCCCAUGCCGCAGGUGCAUGUCGAGGUGCUUAGCCAUGGCGGGCCAAGCGGUAGUGGAAAACGCUGCUCGAAUGUAGCGACGGAUUUUUUAUGCCCUGGAGACCUUAGAAGAGUCACGAUUGAUAAGCGCGACAAGUCGCUUGGUAUUACCAUACAGUGUAACAACAAUGGCGGAGGUAUUUUUGUGUCCACAGUGGCCGACAAGAGUACCGCAAUGCGUGCCGGUCUCCAGGUGGGCGAUCAACUCUUGGAAGUCUGUGGCAUCAACAUGCGUGCUGCCACCAACGAGAUAGCCGCUAAUGUGCUACGCCAGUGCGGCGACUCUUUUACUAUGCUGGUGCAGUAUAACCCUGAAAAAUUUCAGUCUACUGAAUAUGAGGGUAUACACAACAUGGAACCAGAAUCUCCCCUGAAUCACUCUGGCUCGCCAACGCCACGAAAUUCACCGCGUCCUCCGGCUCGAAGUGUGCAAGCGGCAAUGCCAUUGCAGCCACUCUCAUUGCUGCCACCGGCGCCAACUGUGACUCGUGCUCCUCUCUCCCAUCAGUCCAUCAAGGAUCAAAGCUUUACGGACAGCUUGGAAAAUCAAUCGGACAUAAGCAGCAGCCAGGAUAUGCCCUCCUCAGCGGCUACCACAACAACAACCACCGCUUCGGCCACCUCUACGGUUUACGAUGACGAUGCGAAAUCAUCGUUGCCACCAGCACCGACUUCUGUGACUGCAGAGUCGCUGCGUUUUGUCACGCUUCACAUGGACAAGUCUAAGAAUCUGGGCAUUAAAUUGUUUGGUGGCAAUAAAGUUGGGAUCUAUGUACACGACGUGGCUCCUGGUUCACCGUCUGAUCACGCCGGUAUACGUAAAGGUGACCUUAUACUGGAAUACAAUGGGGUCGACUUAAGUGGUGUUACCGCCGAGCAGGCAGCUAAUGAGAUCUCCAAGCUCACCGAUACGGUCACCAUGCUGGUGCAGAACAAAUUGCAAACUCUGAAGCAAAUUAAAGAUAAGCCAGGAGAUUCGUUCUAUAUACGUGUGGGGUUUGAUCGGAUUGGUGAACUAAACGAGGAUGAUUUGCGUUUUGUGAAGGAUGAAGUUCUUUAUGUGGACAACACCGUAUUUAAUGGUACCUUUGGUUUGUGGCGAGCCUGGAAACUAGAUGCAAUGGGACAUCGCAAAGAAUGUGGUAUUAUACCAAGUCAAAUGAAGGUGGAGGAGGAAUUACGUUCAGGAGAAGUGGUUGACUGUGAUACGGGCACUGCGCGUCGAGGCAGCACAUCAGCACGUCGUUCAUUCUUUCGACGGAAGAAGAAUCAACGGAGUUCAUCGCGUGAUUCCACAGAGAUUGCGAGCUUUAGUAACACACAAUUGAGCUUCUUCCCCGACUCGGGCAUACUCAACGACGAUGGUGUCGUCAUGGGCUAUCAGCGUGUGGAAUUGCUCGACUCGCCUAUUCAUCGACCCGUGCUAAUAAUUGGGCCGCUUUCGGAGUGCCUAAUAGCUCGUUUAAAGGUGGAUUUCUCCAACUUGUUCAAACUGUGUGAGGUUACAGCGAUGGAUUGCUCGCAGGAAGCUAUGGAAGAAGGCCUAAAAGAGAACAUAUUCGUAGAUUAUCGGCGUCGCGGCAACAAAUUCGAAUGUACCACAGUGGAAACCAUAAGCAAUGCGUGCAAGAAUGAUCGACGCCACUGCAUCUUGGAUGUGUCAAUCUCAGCCGUUGAGCGAUUACAACGUCUGCAAAUAUAUCCUAUAGUACUCCUCUUGCGGUUCAAGUCGGCCAAACAAAUACGUGACAUUCGCGACUUUGGCACAGAUAAGAUAUCAGCUAAAGCAGCAAAGGAGAUGUAUGAGCGUGCCCUCAAACUGGAAGCCGACUAUAAACAGUACAUAUCAGCCGUCAUACCAGGCGUCAGCAUCAAACACAUGUGCACCCAAAUUAAGGACGCCGUCGAUAAAGAGCAGGACAAGCUACUCUGGGUGCCUGUUACGAAUGGCUAGCACAAGGAUAAUUUUAGGUUUAGUUAUUAUUAGAUGGUGUAAGCUGAUACCCUUCAAAAUGUAAAGGGUAUUGUCGCUCAUCCAUAUAUACAAGUUCUGUAUUCGAUACGCUCAACGCAGAGUAUUCAAUUGUCGUCUAUGCUAUUGCACAUUUUUUUGUUUUUUUGCAUUUAAGGCGCGUUCUUUUCUUGUUGUUUGUUUAGUUCUAUUGUCUUUACGUCCCUCUAUUUAUAUCAAACAAUUAUCUGUUUCCUCUAUGUGAAGAGUUUUAGAAAUUCUCAAAAAAAAAAAAAAUUACAAUAGAACUUCAAAUUAUGAAAAAUAUGGUUUAAAACGCAUCAAAAUAAUCGAUAAUUAUUUCGAAUUCAUUACUGUGGCAAUAUUUCAAGAAUUAUUUUCAAAAUUUAUAGAAUCAAGCUUUAUAAUAAAUAAGUGCCUUUUCUUAUUAAAAAAGAAAACUGAAAAAAAUAGAAAAUAUCAAGUUGGUUGUCAUAAUACAACAUUAAACAUUUAAAUCUUUAUUCAAUAAACAGAAAGUGUAUUAAAGAAGAAAUGCUAUUACUUUUAUAAAUAUAUUAGUACUAAAUUACGAAUGUGAAAACUGCAAAAAAACAAAAUGCCUUCUGCAAAACACUAAACAAUUUACUAAAACACACAAGUGUUAUGUAAACGUAUUAAAUACAUUAAAGUCUAUUUUAUACAUAUUUAUGUAAGCAUUUUAUAUACAACAAUAACAACUACACGUAUAUAUAAAUAAU